Messenger RNA from Selaginella moellendorffii, 1886 nucleotides. RefSeq names its product 5'-nucleotidase domain-containing protein 4. Gene Ontology annotation, molecular function: 5'-nucleotidase activity. The record is from RefSeq and is a predicted model, not a curated record. The transcript has 17 exons. NCBI's taxonomy places the organism in Eukaryota, Viridiplantae, Streptophyta, Lycopodiopsida, Selaginellales, Selaginellaceae. Bases 127 to 1827 code for a protein of 566 amino acids.
GCCCUAGCUCGCGCCUUCUUGCAGAAGUCCGUGCUCUCUCUUGGCAGCUGAUCGCUCGUUUCAAAUCGGUGGAAGCGCUGCCUAAGUUUCUAGCUCGGGAUCGCGGGAUGCUGCCGUGAGCUCGCGAUGGCGCUUCCGAAGUUCAAGCGCCCGGAUCUAGGCGUCACAGUUUCUCCUGUGCCAAACGGUGAUUUGGACUGGGAAUUGUCCCCGUUUCCCAGGGAGCCUCUAAACUCGCCGUCGUGCUACUUGGCGGAGGAGCAUCCCUUGACAUGGGCUUCUUCCAAGUGGAAUGGAGUUGUGGAUUCCAGCAAGCAUAUUUUUUGCAACAGGUCCUUAAAUAUGAAGAGCAUUGUGGCUGUUGGCUUCGAUAUGGAUUACACUCUCGCACAGUACAAGCCAGAUACGUUUGAGGUUCUUGCUUACCAGGGAACGGUCAAAAAGCUGGUCUACAAUCUCGGCUAUCCCACUGAUCUGUUGCAAUGGACAUUCGACUGGAAAUAUAUGAUCAGAGGUCUAGUUCUGGAUAAAAGGCGAGGCAACGUUCUGAAAAUGGAUCGUCACAAGUACGUCAAGGUUGCCUACCAUGGGUUUCGAGAAUUACCCCGUGAAGAGAGAAUGGCUACUUAUGGGAACACACUGUCCCGUGAAGCCUACGACGAACCUGACUAUGCGCUUAUCGACACCCUCUUCUCCUUGGCGGAAGCAUAUCUUUUUGCGCAGCUCGUUGAGUACAGAGAUAGUUCUCCUAGCAAGCUUCCGGCAAAAGACAUUCAUUCUGAGGAUGGCAUGCUUGUACCAAGUUAUGCCCAGAUUUACAAAGAUGUACGGUCUGCUGUGGACUUGUGCCACCGUGAUGGCACACUUAAGCAAGCUGUUUCUCUUGACCCUGGAAAAUAUAUCCACGAAGAUCCGCUGCUGGUCCCAAUGUUUAAAAUGCUGCGAGACUCUGGCCGCAUGACUUUUCUCGUAACAAACAGCCUCUGGGACUACACACACGUGGUUAUGAACUAUUUAUGUGGAAAGACUGGUAACGAAGGUGUACCUCGAGACGACGAAUGGCUUUCCUAUUUUGACCUUGUCAUUACUGGCAGCGCAAAGCCUGCUUUUUUUGCUGAUAGCAAUCGAGCCCCUCUUUUCGAGGUUGACAUCGAAACUGGGAUGCUCCAGAACACAGACAACGGAACGCCUCUCAUGCAGGUUGGCGGUUUGGGAGUUGGCCUGGAAACUCAAAAGAAGAAGAACAGUCAGCACUGCAGAGCUUUUCAAGGAGGAGGAGUUGCACACCUACAUAAACUGCUAGCCAUCGAGGCAGGGGCCCAGGUGCUGUAUGUAGGUGACCACAUCUACGGAGACAUCUUGCGGAGCAAGAAACAACUUGGGUGGAGAACGAUGCUUGUCAUUCCGGAGCUUGAGAGUGAGCUGGAGCUACUGAAACAGAACCUCAAGCUUCAAAAAGAGUUUCGCAAAUUCCGUCGAAAGCGCGAGGAAUUAGAAGACCUGCUCCAGCGUGCAAAGUGGAAGCUCAGGCUAGAACACCAGAAUGAAGAAGAGCUCUUAACGAGAGCCAAGUCUUUACAGCAGGACAGGGACUCCAUCCGAGAUCUUCAGCGCCAAACACACAAAGAUCUCCACCAAAAGUUCCAUAGCGUCUGGGGACAGCUCAUGAAAACUGGCUAUCAAAACUCCCGAUUUGCUCACCAGGUGGAACGAUUCGCGUGCUUGUACACAAGCCAAGUUACUAAUCUCUGCUACUACUCUCCCGACAAAAGCUUUAGAACCACGGAAGACUUCAUGCCGCAUGAGCUGGAGUUCGCGGAGUUUUAAACCUGUAUUAAUUACUAUAUUAAUUACAUCUUAAUCGAAAAAGGUGAAAGUUUAAAUCA